Cyanidioschyzon merolae strain 10D is the source of this 2262-nucleotide messenger RNA. RefSeq lists its product as hypothetical. Lineage: Eukaryota; Rhodophyta; Bangiophyceae; Cyanidiales; Cyanidiaceae. The record is from RefSeq and is a predicted model, not a curated record. Bases 1 to 2262 code for a protein of 753 amino acids. The transcript has a single exon.
AUGUUUCGCUCCCCAAGCGAGUCGUUGCGGAGAGUUCUGCGCUCUCCGGCGAAAGCUGUUGCACGACUCGGGCGCAAGGGCUCCAAGCACAUCGUCUAUUUCCGGAUCCACCGGCUUGUUCAGGAAGAGGAGGCUUACAAGUCCGCGCUUGCAGGUGUCGUAGACCAAACAGACGGUCGCGAUCCGGACCAGACACGGGCUUCGGCGUUGAAAGCUCGUUCACUGCGUGUGUGUAUUCAGUUUCUGGACGAUCGGGCGGGAUCUGUUCUUCAAACGUCUUCGACAACGAACGGAGUCUGGGAGGAAACUCUGGAAUCGAAUGUUACACUUUAUCCACUGGCCAACGAGAAACGCUUUGAACCGCUCGUUGCUCAGGUGAAGUUGUACGAUGUACAGCGGGACCAGCCCAUAGGCGUUGGCGAAGUGGAUGUAGCCCAGUUUGCGCCAGCGUGCGUAAACCGCAACACUGGGGACGGUGCCGAAGCACCAGCGGCACACCGUUUUCAUCGGCGCACGGGGAGCACGGACUUUGGAGAAUGCCUUCUGGAGCUCAGGUCCUCAACUAGCGAGAGCAGAAACACACCAAAGUCGAAUCGAAUCCGAGCGGUGCUCCUCAUUAGCAUCAGCAUUGACCAGCCGCAUACGUUCACCGAUGUGUCUGCGUCGAUCGGAUCCCGUGACAGCGCGAGCCAGGCUUCUUCAACAGAGUCCAGUGCAAGCGUACCCGAUCUAAUGAGCGCCAAUCGAAACAGCAUGCCAGAGCCGUUCAAAGGAAACCGCCCAAGGGCGACUCACGGCACGCGAACGGUGGCUGCAGGCGGAUACCAGGGAGCACCGCUGACCUCAUCGACAGCGCAGGCGUCGCUGACGGCUUUGCGAGCGUCGACCAUGGCUCGCGAACGAAUCCAUUCAGCUCAGAAUGAGGGAGGCAGCGAGGAUUUUGCGAAGAAGACGAGCGCUGGGGGCCAGGCGUCGACGGCAGCGUCACCGCAUGCCCAGAGCUUGCAUCCCGCGGCUUCGAUGCCGUCCAGUGUGACAUCGCUACUGCAGGAUCGGGACCGAGGACCCAACAGCGGUACGGCGGAACGAAUACCGCAGCCUGAUGAAGCAUCUCUAUGGAAGAGAGAACGUGAUCGGUUCGCAAAACAACUUUUGCUGCAGGCGGAAACGUUUCAGGAGGAAAUUCGCGAGCUUUCCGCGACCAACAGUGCAUUGCGUGUUCAGUUGGCGGCGCUGUGUCGCGAACGCGAGGCGCAGCAGCUAUUCAGCGUCCCUGCUGAGAGGCGCCAGAGCGCGCGUACGCACCCAGGCGACCAUGGCCUACCGCUCGCAACUACUGGACUCGCUUUAGCACGCAGCACUGCAAAGGAGGAUAUCGGUGCUGAGCUGGACCCUGUUCCGGUCGACUGGGAUCGAGAGCGGCUCGCUCGCGAAUGGCAGAUAGCGCGCGCCGGCCUGCGAGCGGCGGUCGCCCAGGCACGUCUGGAGGUCGAGGCUGCGCUGCGCGAUGCUGCCUCGAGAUCCAUUGCGAGUUUGCGGUACUUUACCCACUGGCAUCGUCAGCGUGAGGAUGAAGCACUCGCUCCUCACCAUGAUCUUGCAGCGAUGAUGACCUCACGGGAUGCUUCGAAGGAAACUAGCGCCGAACUCGAUCCGAGCUCGACUGCAGGUCGUUCUGCUCCAGAAGAGACGGCGCUCGUUCGGGAACUCGAGCAGCAAUUGAUCGCGACGAAACUGGCACAUGCCGAAUCCGAGGACAAACUCGAGGAGCUUCGACGUGCGCUUCGAGAGAUGCAAGGUCGUUUGCUUCGCGAGCAGCAGCGGACCGUACAGCUCGCGCAAGAGCUUUCGCAACUCCACGGGCAGCAGGUUGUCACGGCAACGCCAGCGGCAACAGCAGCAGUAGCGGAUGCGCUACAUCAUCGCACGACGGGUAGUACGCAAAGCAACGCUGCCGAACUGGUUUCAGGCGCAUCAGAAAGUAGACUGUGGAGGCGGUUCUCUGCAUUAGAUGAGACGCGCACCAUCGACACGACUGCCGCGCGAGAGCAGCACGCUCAUAGAGAAGGUGCCAAUGAAGCUACUGAUGCUGCUGCUCGCCGUCGCGCGUUCUCUGUAUCGAACGACGCGUCGCUAGCGAGCGGCGCUGGCGACGUAUCAGCCACUCAACGACGCUCUGUAGAGCAUGCGCGUUCUCGGCGUUUUUUCUGGAAUCGACGUCAUCGAGCGAACAGCCACACAGAGCCUUCUUCAUAUGGGUAA